Molecule: messenger RNA, 1998 nt
Organism: Trichoderma citrinoviride
Lineage: Eukaryota; Fungi; Ascomycota; Sordariomycetes; Hypocreales; Hypocreaceae
Exons: 5
Coding region: 1-1998 (665 amino acids)
Biological process (GO): DNA-templated transcription; regulation of DNA-templated transcription
Cellular component (GO): nucleus
Molecular function (GO): DNA binding; DNA-binding transcription factor activity, RNA polymerase II-specific; zinc ion binding
Source: RefSeq, a predicted model, not a curated record
AUGGUACGAACAACAGUCGCGUGCGCGCGAUGUAGAAAAGCCAAGCUCAAGUGCAUCCACGACGGCUCCCCACCGUGCCAACGAUGCAUGAAAGAGGGCGCGACGCGAAUCGUUGAUACAUGUGUUCUUACGCGUCCCAUCAUACAACGGAAGCACUUACUGGCAGCGUACACCUCUACGGGCGUUAUAGGGAGUAGCUCCGGCGAACGACACAAUGCGGCCGUGACCCGAAGCCGAUUUGCAAAUUUCCAAAGAGCAUCAAGUCAUCGAGGGCAACCAAGCGAACCGCAGAAAGACUUUAUACACCGAGUUACUAGAGCAGCAAACGUAUUCGUGAAACAAUUCCCGGAACUGAACUUUCUGCAUCUUCCAAGCUUCUUGCAAAGCUUGAAAACCUUGGAUGCGUCUCUCGUUGACACCACGGGAAGUAAGAGUGUCGGCAGCCCUGCAACUAAGAUCAAAGGUGUAUGCUUCGCUCUCUUGGCUCUCUGUGCGCCCUGGCUUGAAGAUGAAUACUCGAGCGAAGACUGUGUCUCGUCCGCCAGAGCCAGCAUCUCAGCAGCCGACCAGCCAGAUAUACUAUCGGUGCAGACUCUCUUAAUCAUAGCAAUGUAUGAAUGGGGGUGUGGCAGGACACUUAAAGCGUGGGCUGACAGCGGGGUCGCCAUACGAUCGAUUCAGCUGCUCAAUGCCCUUCAGAAGUCGCAUGAUACAGCAGGAAUGCAUGGUGAGAUCCAGAACCGCACGUUUUGGGCUUGCUUCGUUAUGGACAGGCUUGUAUUUUGUGGAAAGCCCCAGCCUCUGGCUCUUCCCCUCCAGUCAGUCGAAGUCCACUGGCCGAUUGGACAGCGAGACUUUGCGUUUGGUCAGACUACCUCUCGUGUUUACCCGCAGAACGAGUACGGCGCACCAACGGAACACGCAGAGUACAAAGACUUGGACAAGGUUUAUGCAGUCAUCGUUCAAGGCUACGAUAUCUGGUCCAAGAUUUUGCAGUGGAUAGCUGGUGGCGGCCGCCGGCGGCUGUCUGUGCACCAACAAGUCAGACCUCCAUGGGCCCGUGAUUCUAUUUGGCGAGCUCUAUAUGAUGAGCUCCAUGAUUGGCGUGAAAGACAGGACCCCAACAUCCGAUUCCCUGAGACGGCGAUAGAAGUUCAUGCUAGUCUUGGACAGGCGCAUAGCUUUGCAUAUCUCAACCUGAUAUAUCAUCUGUGCCGCCUAUUUCUAGGACGCGAGUAUAUCCCGUUCCUCCCAACGCCUGCGUCCGAACCUUCAGGGCCAGUUGACCCUCCACUUUUGACACAAGAAGCUCCUUCAGGAUGGUGGGACGAAAGAGCACGUGAGCUGUUCUCAUCGUCAGCAAGCAUCACCGAUAUCCUUCGCCGUUUGGACACUGCUGCGGUUCCAAUAUCCACACCCUUUUCUGGCUUCUGCUCCUUCUCAGCUGCAACCAUGAAUAUCUACGUCUUGCACUUCCCUCGGAUGAACCUUGGCCGAAGCACAACCGCCACAGCCGACGUCGACACUGACAGAGCAUACCUCGACCGCUUCCGUACUCAGUGGGCAAUAGGAGCACGCUGGUGGACGACCAUUGAAACUAUGCAGCAGCUUUAUCAGAAGGCCAGCUCUGACCGAGACGAGUUCUUUGGCAAGUCCCGCAUAGAUUACCUGGCACUAGAGGCCAUAAUAAACCACAGCGCGUCCACCUUUCCACCCGAGACGGAAACUGAAACCCAUGGAGGGCCUCAAAUGAGUUAUCCACCAGCAACCCCUCGAGCGAGUAGUGCCAAUAAUGGACCUGGAGCUCUCGUCGGAGAUCACUUGGUGUCCGAAACAGCGGGCCUCGGCGACGUGCACCAAUGCCAAUCACAUCUCCCACCGCAAUAUGAACCGGUCCUAUAUUGCGAUGGUGACGGUAAUGAGUGGAACGCUAUCUGGCCUUUGUGGGAUGAUCAGAUGGAUGUCUUAAUCGUACCGGAAGGUACCCCAUGGGACUAG